GACAUUUUCAAACAGGCAACCGAGGACCGUCUGACCAGCGCCAACGAGCUGCCGUACUUCGAAGGCGACUUCUGGCCAAACGUGCUAGAGGAGAGCAUUAAGGAGUUGGAGCAGGAGGAAGAGGAGCGGAAGAAGGAGGAGAACACAGCUGCUACUGAAACUCCUGAGGGCACGCCAACUGACAGCAAAAAUGCUAAAAAGAAGAACAACAAGAAGACCAACAAAAACAAAAGCAGUUUGAGCCGAGCCAAUAAGAAGAAGCCUGGAAUGCCGAAUGUAGCUAAUGAUUUGUCUCAGAAGCUUUACGCCACCAUGGAGAAGCACAAAGAGGUGUUCUUUGUGAUCCACCUUCAUUCUGGACCCAUGGCCAACACCUUGCCGCCUAUUGUUGACCCCGAUCCGUUGAUCUCCUGUGACCUGAUGGACGGCCGUGAUGCCUUCCUGACUCUGGCGAGGGACAAACACUGGGAGUUCAGCUCCCUUAGGAGGUGCAAGUGGAGCACAAUGUGCAUGCUGGUCGAGCUUCACAACCAAGGACAGGAUCGUUUUGUUUAUACUUGUAAUGAGUGCAAGCAUCACGUGGAGACACGCUGGCACUGUACUGUGUGUGAAGACUUUGAUCUUUGCAUUAAUUGCUACAACACAAAAGGCCAUGAGCACCAGAUGGUGAAGUGGGGUCUUGGCCUGGAUGAUGACAGUAACGGUCAAAGUGGAGAGGCCUCCAAGAGCCCGCAGGAGAGCAGGCGUUUAAGUAUCCAACGCUGUAUUCAGUCUCUGGUCCAUGCUUGUCAGUGUCGCAAUGCCAACUGCGCUCUACCGUCCUGCCAGAAGAUGAAGAGAGUGGUGCAGCACACCAAGGGCUGCAAGCGCAAAACCAACGGCGGCUGCCCUGUUUGCAAGCAGCUUAUCGCUUUAUGUUGUUACCAUGCAAAACACUGUCAGGAGAACAAGUGUCCUGUCCCGUUCUGCCUCAACAUCAAGCACAAGCUUCGCCAGCAGCAGCUGCAGCACCGGCUUCAGCAGGCCCAGCUCAUGAGGAGGAGAAUGGCGACAAUGCAAGGCAGAACUAUGCCACUGCCAUCCCCGCCAGCCUCUGCUGCCCCCAGCACUCCCACCUCCCACACCCAGCCUAACACUCCUCAGACACCCCAGCAGCCAGUUUCCAACCAGCCACAGACUCCCAACUCAGCGGGGGUCAUGUCCCCCUCUUUCCCCAACGCAGCUCGCACUGUCCAGGCCCAGGCGCCAGUUUCCCAGGGCAAGCCUGGGCCCCAGGCCUCCCCUCUACACCAGCAGCAGUCUCCCCUCCCCCAGCCUCCUCAGCCACCUCAACAGCGACCUCCCAUUGCUGCACUCAAGAUGGCCCACCACAUCGAGAAGAUGGCCCAGGCCCAGCAGAAUUACAGGGUCAACAUGAACGGCUUGCCCAUGAAUCCUCAGCAGUCACAACAGCGCAUGGCCGGCCCGAUGCAGCCACCCAUGCAGAUGGUGCCAGGGCCCCACGGGCCACAGGUGGUGCAGCCUAAUAUGGCCCCAGGGCAAUGGCCCACAACCACGAGUGCUAUGCAAGUAUCUCAAACUCAACAGCCAGGCCUUGUCCCAAAUCAAACUCCGCAGCAGGUUCUGACCAUGCAGCGACCCAUCAUGGCUCCUGGACAGCAACCUUCACAGGUCCAGAGGAUGUUAAUACCACAGCAGCCUGGUGCCAGGACACAAACACCCCAAAGYCCUAGUACCAUACCUCCAACCGCUCUWCAAGACCUCCUCCGCACCCUCAAAUCCCCCAGCUCGCCUCAACAGCAGCAGCAAGUUCUGAACAUCCUCAAAUCGAACCCUCAGCUAAUGGCAGCUUUCAUCAAACAACGAACAGCCAAGUAUGCAAAUCAGCCGCAGCAGCAGCCGCAGGCAGGUCAGCAGCAGCAGCAGCAGCAGCAGCCUGGCAUGCCAACCAUGCAGACCAUAGCUAUGCCAGGAGGGCCAGUGCAGAGACCUGGGAUGCCACCUCAGCAGCCCCAGCAGGCUCCUGUGCAGAGCAUGGCUCAGUUAGGGCCUCAAGGGCAGCUGAUGAACGCAGCGCACAACAACCCACAGAUCCAAGAGCUCUACCGUCGCCAGCUGCUAAGACAGCAGCAGCAGCAGCAGCAGCAUCUCGGUCAGUUCCCUGCUCAGGCUCAGGGGACUCCAGCUAUGUACUCUCACCUGCGCAUGCAGCAGCAGCAGCAAAUAGCCAUGCAGGCUGGUGCAGGAUCAGCUGGAGUACCUAUGGGUCAGCUCCCACCAAUGGCUCAGAUGGCUCAGCCUGGCAUGGGGUUGGACUCGACCCAAAACCUGCUGCAUCAACGAUUGCUUCAGCAGCAGCAGCAGCAGCAGCAGCAACAGGCCCAACAUCCCCAGCAGCAGCAGCAGCAGGCCGUCCUCAAGCAGCAGAUGGGCUCCCCCGCCCAGCCAAGCCCCAUGAGUCCUCAGACCCACCUGCUGACUGGCCAAGCUCAGGGUGCAGGCCACCUUCCCAACCAGUCUGGACUCUCCAGCACCCUAAGCAGUCAGGUCCUCUCCCCUGCGCCGGUUCAAUCCCCCUGUCCGCCCACGCAGCCGCAGCCAACACAUUCCAGCCCGUCACCGCAGGUGCAGAACCAACCCCAGCCCUCCCCUCAGCAUCCGCCUGCACCCCAUUCAGGUUCCCCUCACCCAGGCCUCAGUGGGCCCCUGCAGUCCAUGGAGCAGGGACACCUGGGGACACCAGAACAAAGCGCUAUGUUGCCGCAGCUUAACACACCCAGCAGAGGACUGAACAGUGAUCUGGGGAUGGUGGGAGACGCUACAGGGGACACUCUGGAGAAGUUUGUGGAGGGAUUGUAGCAUUUUUAAUGGGAGCUUUAAAAAAAAAAAAGGAAAAAAAACUCUUAUUUCACUCCCAGAAACACGUCCUCUGACUCGUCCCCAGUUUUCUCCCAGACUCUAGAUCCCAUUAGAGGGCUUGUUUGUUCUUUCUAAGGUUGAGAACGUUUGUUUUAUUUUUUUUCCUUCUGUUUUGUACUGACGUGUUAAAAGUUUCAGCUGUUUGGAAAAAAAAAAUAAAAAAAUCGGUCAAGAAAAAAGUUAACGCUUAUAGGGAAUGUAAUUGUUUCCUGAAUCCAAAUGUUGGGUGUUUCUUCCUUAAGAUGUUGAUGGAUUUACGAGUUGCUUCAUAAACAGAAUAAAAUCACAAAGAAUAUAUUUUUUUGGUUGAGACCAAAUGUGUUCAGUACUCAGUUUUAGUUUUUGGUAUGGUUUCAUGCCUUUUUUUAUUUUCAAAGAAAAUGUACAAUGACAUUAUAUCAUUCAUAUCUUUAUUUUGUACCUUUGGAAAUAAGCAUACAUGCAUUUUGUGUUGAAACUGUAAAAUAUUUUGUCUGGGAAUUCACGCCAGGUUUGUGUUCUCUUCUCAAGCUCUCAUUCCUGGCAAUUGUAAUCUAGUAUUGUAUCAUUACUGCGAGACGAUGCGUUCAGGGACAGUGACUGCUUCCUUCAUUUUUGUGUGUAUGAAGAGCACUCAUCUGUAUUAAAGUAGAAAAUGGCCUGCAGCAGGUUGUGUACACAUGGGCAUGUAUGCAGGUACAUAUGAAGACACUGACACAAACCCUCCCAGUCACUAAGACAAACACGACUCUGAAUGGUUUCACCAAGAGAGAAAACGAAGACGUCAACUCUCAGUUCAGAAAAAUCUGUCUUGCAGGUGUAGAAAGUUGUUGCUUUAACAUUAAAGAGUCCUACUUUGUCAUGCAAAUAUUGUAAAGUGUAAAGAAAACGUGAGAGGCCACGCCCCUAAGCUGAGGUGGAAUGGUAACAGGUUGUAGAAAACAUCAUGAAUGAAUUCCAGUCCCCAACAAUUUUACACUAAGUCGUGCACUUUGAAGAGCUUGAAGGUGUAUUUUAAAUUGUGGAAAACUAGUCAUCAACCUUUAUUCCUCUCUCCAAAACUGAACUGAGGGGGAUUUACUUUUUCUCCUAUUGUAAAUCAAGUUAUUACGCAAAAUACUAUAAAUAUAAGGAAGAGAGAAUGAAAUCACUGUAUAAACUGGUAAAAUAUUCAUUUCUUACUUAUAUACAAUAUUGUUAAAUAAACUGCAACAGACGUCCAGUACUCUGUUGACUGAAUGAGGCAAUA
Austrofundulus limnaeus is the source of this 4147-nucleotide messenger RNA. RefSeq names its product CREB-binding protein. Gene Ontology annotation, cellular component: nucleus; transcription regulator complex; histone acetyltransferase complex. Lineage: Eukaryota; Metazoa; Chordata; Actinopteri; Cyprinodontiformes; Rivulidae. The record is from RefSeq and is a predicted model, not a curated record. Gene Ontology annotation, molecular function: histone acetyltransferase activity; transcription coactivator activity; protein binding. Gene Ontology annotation, biological process: positive regulation of transcription by RNA polymerase II.